UGCUAUAUUCUUUCCAUACGUAGAGCCCUACCAGUCCAUCAGAGGAAAGAAGACUCGGGAUAAAAAAGGAAGCGUGUAAUAUAUAAUAAUAAUUAUUAUUAUUAUAUAAUUAUAAACACAUUAGAAUAUAUGAUCAAUGUUUAAUAUCUCACAAAAGGACUACAUCCCAAAUGGCACCCUAUUCCCUAUUUAGUGCACUACUUUCUACCAUGGGCCUUGGUCAAAAGUAUUGCACUAUAAAUAAGGACUGGGGUGGCAUUUUGGACACAGACAAAGAGAUGGUGGUGUAGAGGCGAGUUAUCCUCAUGUCCAACAGUGGUACACAAGACCUUCUUUGGUAUCAUUCAUUAUUCAACCAGGAUGAAUUAAUGUCAAGGACAAGCAUUUACUGAUGGAUUACAUGGCCUCCUAGCCUCCUCAACAGUUACUACGGUGAAGUCAGCCAUGCAGACACAAACGGGAAUAUGCAUCAUUCCUAUUCCAGCGAGCUGGAUCACAUGCAUUUAUUCAUCCUGCCUAAUGCUCGAGGCAGAGCGGGCCUGUCUUAGAUAGUGGAUGUUUCCCAAAUGGCACCCUAUUCCUUAUGUAGUGCACUACAUUAGACAGAGAGCCUUAUCAAAAGUAGUGCACUAUAUAGGGCAGGGGUAUUCAACUCUUACCCUAUGAGAUCCGGAGCCUGCAGGGUUUUCUGUUCUACCUGAUAAUGAAUUGCACCCACCUGGUGGGUCUAAAUCAGUCCCUGUGUUUUCCACGUUUGGGAGGAAGUGCUCAGGGACGAAGGUGGCUCAGAUGUGGGGAUACAGUACUUCAGAGAAGUUGGAGUUGUAAGGUGACUCAGAGGGAGAGAUGUGGGGAUACAGUACUUCAGAGAAGUUGGAGUUGUAAGGUGACUCAGAGGGAGAGAUGUGGGGAUACAGUACUUCAGAGAAGUUGGAGUUGUAAGGUGACUCAGAGGGAGAGAUGUGGGGAUACAGUACUUCAGAGAAGUUGGAGUUGUAAGGUGACUCAGAGGGAGAGAUGUGGGGAUACAGUACUUCAGAGAAGUUGGAGUUGUAAGGUGACUCAGAGGGAGAGAUGUGGGGAUACAGUACUUCAGAGAAGUUGGAGUUGUAAGGUGACUCAGAGGGAGAGAUGUGGGGAUACAGUACUUCAGAGAAGUUGGAGUUGUAAGGUGACUCAGAGGGAGAGAUGUGGGGAUACAGUACUUCAGAGAAGUUGGAGUUGUAAGGUGACUCAGAGGGAGAGAUGUGGGGAUACAGUACUUCAGAGAAGUUGGAGUUGUAAGGUGGCUCAGAGGGAGAGAUGUGGGGAUACAGUACUUCAGAGAAGUUGGAGUUGUAAGGUGACUCAGAGGGAGAGAUGUGGGGAUACAGUACUUCAGAGAAGUUGGAGUUGUAAGGUGACUCAGAGGGAGAGAUGUGGGGAUACAGUACUUCAGAGAAGUUGGAGUUGUAAGGUGACUCAGAGGGAGAGAUGUGGGGAUACAGUACUUCAGAGAAGUUGGAGUUGUAAGGUGACUCAGAGGGAGAGAUGUGGGGAUACAGUACUUCAGAGAAGUUGGAGUUGUAAGGUGACUCAGAGGGAGAGAUGUGGGGAUACAGUACUUCAGAGAAGUUGGAGUUGUAAGGUGACUCAGAGGGAGAGAUGUGGGGAUACAGUACUUCAGAGAAGUUGGAGUUGUAAGGUGGCUCAGAGGGAGAGAUGUGGGGAUACAGUACUUCAGAGAAGUUGGAGUUGUAAGGUGACUCAGAGGGAGAGAUGUGGGGAUACAGUACUUCAGAGAAGUUGGAGUUGUAAGGUGACUCAGAGGGAGAGAUGUGGGGAUACAGUACUUCAGAGAAGUUGGAGUUGUAAGGUGACUCAGAGGGAGAGAUGUGGGGAUACAGUACUUCAGAGAAGUUGGAGUUGUAAGGUGACUCAGAGGGAGAGAUGUGGGGAUACAGUACUUCAGAGAAGUUGGAGUUGUAAGGUGACUCAGAGGGAGAGAUGUGGGGAUACAGUACUUCAGAGAAGUUGGAGUUGUAAUGUCUACCGCUGUCAGACGCCUCUUCACCCAAAAUCCUAAAUGCAUGUAUAGACCAUAUCACUGUAUUUGUGUAUCAGCAGUUGACUGUUUUUAGUCAAGACUAAAUAAACCCCCAUCAGAGAGGCUGAAAGGAAAGAAGCUCUGAGCUGGUGCAGGUGGCUCACAGGGUGAGAGGUUGGAUAUAGUGGUCUAGUGGAGUUGAAGUCGUGGCUAUCAUUAACCCACACUGGGGGGUUGCACCAACUGAAAUUCUAAUGAUUUUAGAUUUUGUCAAAAUCAACCACCAACAAACAUACCGGUCGGCUGUUGUUUUUGUUCUUUUGCGACCUCUGAAAUAUGAGCUUGUGCAUAAUGAAAACAACUAAUUAGAAUGUUAAAAGUCAAAGUCCAAAAGUAAACGAGUAAUUAACUACAAAGAGUGUGUGUGUGUGUUUGUGUCAUUGAGGUCAAUCUAGUGUAUCACGUGACAGAGUAAUUAGCUAAUAGAAUAGUGACCAGACUUAUGGCUUCAGGAAGUGUUCACUCCCCUUGACUUUUCCCACAUUUUGUUGUUACAGCGUGAAUUUAAAAUGGAUUACAUUUAGAGUUUGUGUCUUUGGCCUGCACACAAUACUCCAUAAUGUCAAACAACAAUUAUGUUUUUUUGACAUUUCUACAAAUGAAAAGCUGAAAUGUCUUGAGUCCAGAAUGGGUAGGGUAGCCUAGUGGUUAGUGCGUUGGACUAGUAACCGAAAGGUUUCAUGUUCAAAUCCCCGAGCUGACAAGGUACAAAUCUGUCGUUGUGCCCCUGAACAGGCAGUUAACCCACUGUUCCUAGGCCGUUAUUGAAAAUAAGAAUUUGUUCUUAACUGACUUGCCUGGUUAAAUAAAGGUUAAAAAAAGAAGGAUUCAGUCCCUUUGUUCUGGCAAGCCUACAUAUGUUAAGGAGUGAAAAUGUGCUUCACGUGUCACAUAAUACACCCAGUCACUCCAAAGAUACAGACAUCCUUCCUAACUCAGUUGCCUGAGAGGAAGGAAACGGCUCAGGGAUUUCACCACUUUAGAACAGUUACUGAGUUUAAUGGAGAAACCUGAGGAUGGAUCAACAACAUUGUAGUUAUUACUCCACCAAUACUAACCUAAAUGACAGAGUGAAAAGAAAGAAGCCUGUACAGAUUAAAAAUGUUACAACACAUGCUUCCUGUUUGCAAAAAAGUAAAGUAAAACAGCAAAACAUUUUCUCAAGCAUGGUGGUGACUGCAUCAGGUUAUGUGUAUGAAUCUUUUAGUAUAAAACCCCCAAAAAGAAUAGAGCUUAGUACAGGCAAAAUCCUAGAAGAAAAUCUUGUUCAGUCUGCUUUCCACCAGACACUGGAAGACAAAUGAACCUUUCAGCUGGACAACAACCUGAAACACAAGGCCAAAUAUACAUUGGAGUUGCUUACCGAGACAACGUUGAGUAGCCUAGUUACAGUUUUGACUUAAAUCGGCUUGAAAAACUAUGGCAAAACUUGAAAAUGGCUCUCCAGCAAUGAUCAGCAACCAAUUUAACAGAGCUUGAAGAAUUGUAAAAAUAAAAAUGUGCAAAUAUUGCACAAUCCAGGUGUGCAAAGCUCUUAGUCUCACAGCUGUAAUCUCUCCCAGAAAGACUCGCUGCUGUAAUCACAGCCAAUGGUGAUUC
Oncorhynchus keta (chum salmon) is the source of this 3685-nucleotide messenger RNA. RefSeq lists its product as uncharacterized. The coding region runs from base 704 to 2065 and encodes 453 amino acids. The record is from RefSeq and is a predicted model, not a curated record. The transcript is spliced from 5 exons. Lineage: Eukaryota; Metazoa; Chordata; Actinopteri; Salmoniformes; Salmonidae.